This is a messenger RNA of Theobroma umbraticum, 2926 nucleotides long. It is a transcript of the gene COI1, whose product is annotated as RNI-like superfamily protein. The record is from RefSeq and is a predicted model, not a curated record. Gene Ontology annotation, biological process: SCF-dependent proteasomal ubiquitin-dependent protein catabolic process. Gene Ontology annotation, cellular component: SCF ubiquitin ligase complex. NCBI's taxonomy places the organism in Eukaryota, Viridiplantae, Streptophyta, Magnoliopsida, Malvales, Malvaceae.
CCGAAUCUGAUCCCGUAAUGUUGUUUUGCAACGUCAGAUCUUCAAUCUGCAGUCGAUCUCACCGUCCAUUUCUUCUCUGCCCUUUAUCUACUAUUUUUUUUUCCAAGUUUCAGCUCUCCGUCUCUGUUUCACUUUUCUGUGUGCGCUCUCUCCUCUGCCAUGCCUUCUCUACACGACCCAUUUUUGACCCGAUUCGUUUUAGCCCCAGGGGAAUUCUGCUUCGUUUCAGAUCCUACCGUCGUUUCGUUUCUUCCACUUCCGUAAACGAGAAGAGUUCCACUCCCGUUUCUUCUUCUUCAGAUCAGUCUUUUUUUUUUAUUGCCGUUUCGCGUUUCGGGUUUUUUUGGGCUGAAAAGAUCCGAUUCGAUUUUAUUGAAUGGAGGAAAAUGACAACAAGAUGAACAAAACGAUGACGUCACCUAUCGGUAUGUCGGACGUCGUUUUAGGCUGCGUGAUGCCGUACAUCCACGACCCGAAAGACCGGGACGCAGUUUCCCUCGUGUGCCGACGUUGGUACGAGCUCGACGCGUUGACGAGGAAGCACAUAACGAUCGCGCUUUGCUACACGACGAGUCCCGAUCGGUUGCGGCGUCGUUUCCGGCACUUGGAAUCUUUGAAGUUGAAAGGAAAGCCUCGGGCGGCUAUGUUCAAUUUGAUACCUGAGGAUUGGGGAGGGUACGUGACGCCGUGGGUGAAUGAGAUAGCUGAGAAUUUUAAUUGCUUGAAAUCUUUGCAUUUUAGAAGGAUGAUUGUUAGAGAUUCGGAUCUGGAAGUUUUGGCUAGGUCUAGAGGGAAAGUUUUGCAGGUUUUGAAGCUCGAUAAAUGCUCUGGUUUCUCUACUGAUGGUCUCUUGCACGUUGGCCGCUCCUGCCGGCAAUUAAAAACCUUGUUCCUGGAAGAGAGCUCAAUUGUUGAGAAAGAUGGUCAAUGGCUUCAUGAGCUUGCAGUAAAUAACUCAGUUAUGGAGACUUUGAACUUUUAUAUGACAGAUCUGGUCAAAGUGAGUUUUGAAGACCUUGAACUUAUUGCUAGAAAUUGUCGCAACUUGGCCUCUGUGAAGAUUAGCGAUUGUGAAAUUUUGGAUCUUGUUGGUUUCUUUCGCACUGCUGCUGUUUUAGAAGAAUUUUGUGGUGGUUCUUUCAAUGAGCAACCGGAUAGGUACAAUGCUGUAUCAUUCCCCCCAAAGUUAUGCCGUUUGGGCUUAACAUACAUGGGGAAGAAUGAAAUGCCAAUUGUGUUCCCUUUUGCAUCCUUGCUUAAAAAGUUGGAUCUCCUCUAUGCAUUACUUGACACGGAGGACCACUGCUUGUUAAUUCAAAGAUGCCCCAACUUAGAAGUUCUUGAGACAAGGAAUGUUAUUGGAGAUAGAGGAUUAGAAGUUCUUGCUCGAAGUUGUAAGAGACUAAAGAGGCUUAGAAUUGAACGGGGUGCUGAUGAGCAGGGAAUGGAGGAUGAAGAAGGUGUGGUUUCACAAAGAGGAUUAAUGGCUUUAGCUCAGGGAUGCCUUGAAUUGGAAUACUUGGCUGUUUAUGUAUCUGACAUCACCAAUGCAUCAUUGGAAUACAUUGGGACCUACUCAAAAAAUAUGUGUGAUUUUCGCCUAGUCUUGCUUGACCGUGAAGAAAGGAUAACAGAUUUGCCUCUUGAUAAUGGAGUCCGGGCUCUAUUGAGGGGCUGUGAAAAGCUUAGAAGAUUUGCUCUGUAUCUCCGACCUGGUGGUUUGACUGAUGUGGGCCUCAGUUAUAUUGGGCAGUACAGUCCAAAUGUAAGAUGGAUGCUUCUGGGCUAUGUUGGGGAGUCGGAUGCUGGGCUUUUGGAGUUCUCUAAGGGAUGUCCUAGCUUGCAGAAACUAGAAAUGAGGGGUUGUUGCUUCAGUGAGCAUGCACUAGCAGUUACUGUGAUGCAAUUAACUUCCUUGAGGUAUUUGUGGGUGCAAGGAUACAGAGCAUCACAAUCAAGUCGUGAUCUUUUAGCAAUGGCUCGUCCGUUUUGGAAUAUUGAGCUAAUUCCUGCGAGACGAGUAGUUAUGAAUGAUCAGGUUGGGGAGGCUGUUGUGGUUGAGCAUCCGGCUCAUAUACUUGCAUAUUACUCCCUAGCUGGACCAAGAACAGAUUUUCCAGAAACUGUUAUUCCUUUGGAUCCAUUAGUUGCUGCGUAGAGCUGUAAAUAUGACCUAUUUUUCGAAGUGUCCAUUUUUCCCAUCCACGUCCUGUCUAUAAAGUUUCUGCACCUUUUCCUUUCCUUUUUGUUUAGAGGGUUUCCAAUUUGAUAUUUCAUUUUCGAGUUUAUUUCUAGACUUUGUCCUGUAAUAAGAUUGUGUUUUCUUCUGUAAUUUUGAAAGCACUUGCACUCUUGGUGGGCUACUGUUUAUGUCCCUUGUCCCUGGAAAAAGUAGUGAAUGACCCUUAACGGAAUACUUCUGGUAGUGGCAGACAUUGGACGUGUCAUGGCAUUGAUCUCUUUCCUGCAGAGAUUUGUGUGCUGGAGUGUCCUUUGUUUUUGGUGGAAUGAAUGAAAACAAGUUUUUCAGAUGGAACUUGUCCAGCUCUAUGACUGUGAUUGCCUGUGAAAGAUGCCAAAGAAAGCCAUCAGAAUUGGACUUUGGUAGCGGCGAAAGCCUCUGCCGGAGAAAACCUUCAUGCAUGUCAAUAUGUCAUUGAAAAGAGAGCCUCACAGGAACCUUUUUCCCAUGAAAUUUUGUGUUGCAGAUGCACCUGGUAGAAACAGUAAACAAUUUUCCUGACAACAGGAACGUGUUUCCCACCAGUGUAUUGCUGGAAAGUUUUUUGCCAAUGAUAAAUUCAUGAUUUGCUUGAUCCAAGUUCAGGAAGUUGGAAAUUGUUUAUGGCAAUGUAAAAUGACACUUGGGGGCUGGUUUAACAUUAUUGUUAAUUAAUUUCCAUUUUUUCAAAUGUUUCUAAUUCUA